CCUGUCAAGAUCGGAGUCCUCCAGCGGGCAGGGGGCGCUCCAAGCCAGGUUCGCGCCUCUCAGCUUUUCACUGAGCUUGGCAGUUGCUAGGAGACAGAGACGCAGCCCGGGCGUCUGGGGAACCCGCUUUCUUCGCUUGCCCCGGCUGUCUUUUGCCCAAGGACGGAGAUUUUAAGGUCUCACUGUCUCUCAAGGGUAGUUCUGGGAGGCCCCUUUCCGGGGACGUUUUUCUCCUACCCUCUCUAACGCGGGCCGAGGUAGUCUGAAGCUUCUUCCCCAGAUCCAGUUCCCAGCGCAGCCAUGCCUAAGAAAGGGAAAAAAGUGCCCCUAUCCGAUGAAGAGCAGCUGCUUCUUUUUCAACAGAAGUUGUUGGCUGAUGAAGAGAUGGCCAAGAAGAAGGAGAGGCUCCUGAGCCAGUUCUUGAAGGACAAACUGGCCAAGGAGGAGCACAAUAGUGCUCUGAACCUUAAUAAGAUUAACACACAGUGGAGAACCGUCCUUCGAGAAGUCAAGACCAAAGAGCUUCAUAAAGACAUUGAGAUCCUCAGCCAAACAUUUGAACGAGUGGUGGACUGCAAGAACAGUGUCAUCAAGUCUUUAGCUAAGGACCUGUCAGAAGCUGAAGAGCAGUAUGCUCAUGCCCUGCGUAGCCACCUGCACAAUGUUGAUCAGCUCUUGGCCCUGCAGAGGCGCCGGCUCAACCUCCUGGAGGAAAGCUACAAUAUGGAGCUGGAGACCCUAACCAAGGAGUUUGAGACAGAAAGGAAGAUGAUCAUAGACCAACAUGAGAAAGAGAUUCAUUACCUACAAGAUGUCUUCAUGGCCAUGGAGCAGAACUAUAUAGAUACUGAGUAUGAAAGCAAGCUGGAGUUCCAGAGCAUGUGGGAUGAUCUCAAAAACAAGAAUUUAGAAGAGAAGCACUUUCUAAGACUGCAGCUGGAGAACAUCGUGGAAGAUUUGUGGAGACGGUUCCAGGAAGCACUCAAGAAUUACACUGAUGCCACAGAGGAUCGAAAGAUUGCCUUUGAGGCCCUGAAGGUAAAGGAUGAGAAGAGCUCCAAAGAGAUUGAAGCCCAGAUGAAAAAAAUACAGAAACUACAGGAUGCCAUAGGUGUUUUAAAAGGCAAAAUCAUGGUGCACAGCCGUGAGAGUGAAGAACAGAACCAGUAUAUUCGUGAUGACAAGGAGUUGAUCCUUGUACAGUUACGGAAACUUAAGGCCCAAAGGACUCAGGCCCGGGGAGUAUCACAGGAGAACCUGGUCAAGCUCACUCUAGAAAGUAAUGCUACCCUCAAGGCCCUGAAAAAGAUUGUCAAUAAGGGUGAAAAAAUCCUCAAACUUGCUGAAAUAUGUAGGAAAUAUGAAACAGAGGAAGAAAAAGUACUACCUUUUUACUCAUCAAUAUUGACCCCUGAGGAGCAGGCGGAGAUAGUGGAAAAUAACCCAGAAGAGCUUACUGAGGAGCUCGCAAAGGUGAUGAUGGACUACACAGGGAUGGAGAACUUCUGGAAAAGGUACAAUAAAGUGAAACUGGAGCAACUGAGCCUCCAACGCAGACGAACCCAGCUGUUCGAAAUCAACGAGAAGCUGAGGGAGAUGCUCAAGCAGUACCUGGAUGGCAUCUCAGUGAGUGAUGAAGUGCUGAGCCAGCUCAACCCACUCUUCAUUGUCAACCAUCGAAGCAACUUACCCCAGCCCUUGUCCAUACCUAUAGCCCACCCAGGUGGCAAACAACGUCCAACCAGUUACAACAUCAUUGAAGCCGCCCACGUGAUCUCCCAUACCCUGUGAUCCAAGGAGUAAGCCUCU
This is a messenger RNA of Loxodonta africana (African savanna elephant), 1809 nucleotides long. RefSeq names its product coiled-coil domain containing 65 (gene CCDC65). The coding region runs from base 301 to 1791 and encodes 496 amino acids. Gene Ontology annotation, cellular component: axoneme; axonemal dynein complex. The transcript is spliced from 8 exons. Gene Ontology annotation, biological process: axonemal dynein complex assembly; regulation of cilium movement; cilium-dependent cell motility. Lineage: Eukaryota; Metazoa; Chordata; Mammalia; Proboscidea; Elephantidae. The record is from RefSeq and is a predicted model, not a curated record.